GGGUUUAAGAGAAAAAAAAUCUCAGAUUGAGGACAACCGUACGAGGAUAGAUAGGGUUUCCAGUUUCCAAGUGCUGCAUAUAUCUCCCUCACUUUCGUGCUCUUGUUCCUUUCUGAAGCUCCACCAAUACUCUCUAAAAUCUUGCAAUAAGCAGCAGUAAACCCCCCCCCCCCCCCUUCUCUCUCCACCUUUUCUCCUCCGCCGCCAGGAAGAGAAGCAAAACCCAGAAUUAGAAGAGCUCAAUUCCCAAUUAUCAUACGACAUGGGUGGUGAUGAAAAAACAGUGGAUGAAGAGAAGCAGAGAGGCAGCAAAACCAUGUCUUUUGAUCUCACUGACUACACAAUCAUCAAAGAGGGAGAGGCGGAGAUUCUCAUGCAUGCCAAAAACGAAGUCUUUUACAAUAAAACCCAGGUUAACAACAGAGAUAUAUCAAUUGCAGUCCUGAGGACAUUUAUAUCAAAACGCAAACAAGAACAUGAAGCAGUGUUGUCCAGGAGAACAAAGACAGCACCAAAGGUGUCAGACGAGCCUGCUCCUGAACUGGCUGCACCAAUUGAGUCUGUUGCACAUAAUGGAAUUGAUAACGGUGAGUGUCAAGAGGCAGAAGAGGUAUUUGACGAUGAACCAUGUAGCAUCUCAGAAGAAUCAGUCAAAGCCCUUGAGGGAAAAGUUCGAGGGGAGCUGAAGCCCCCAAGAGUACUAGAGGCUUUGUCAGCUUCUGGAUUAAGAGCUCUUAGAUAUGCACGCGAAGUUGAAGGCAUUGGCGAAGUAGUGGCCCUGGACAAUGAUAAAGUGUCUGUUGAGGCUUGCAGAAGAAACAUAAAAUUUAAUGGAUCAGUGGCAUGUUCAAAGGUGGAGUCACACCUUGAGGAUGCUCGAGUUUACAUGCUAACCCACCCAAAAGAAUUUGAUGUGGUUGAUCUUGAUCCUUAUGGUUCACCUUCUGUGUUCCUGGACUCUGCUGUUCAAUCAAUUGUUGAUGGUGGCAUUUUGAUGUGUACUGCAACUGAUAUGGCAGUGCUAUGUGGGGGUAAUGGGGAGGUUUGCUAUUCCAAGUAUGGUUCCUAUCCAUUGAGAGGAAAAUAUUGCCAUGAAAUGGCUUUGAGGAUCCUCCUUGCCUGCAUUGAGAGCCAUGCAAAUCGGUACAAGCGCUACAUUGUUCCAGUGUUAUCUGUUCAGAUGGAUUUCUAUGUACGCGUUUUUGUUCGCAUAUAUACUUCAGCAAGUGCAAUGAAGAACACUCCUCUUAAGCUCUCGUAUGUUUAUCAGUGCAUUGGUUGUGAUUCUUUCCAUCUUCAGCCGAUUGGGAGGAGUGUCCCCAAGAAUAACAGUGUGAGGUAUCUACCUGGGUUUGGUCCUGUUGUUCCUCAAGAGUGCAGUGAUUGUGGGAAGAAAUAUAACAUGGGUGGACCUAUAUGGUCUGCUCCCAUCCACGACCAAGAAUGGGUUACUUUCAUGCUAGGAGAUGUGAAAUCCAUGAAAGAUUGUUAUCCUGCUUAUGAUCGAAUCUCUGCUGUAUUGACAACAAUUUCAGAGGAAUUGCCUGAUGUCCCCUUGUUUCUAAGUUUGCACAAUCUCUGUGCAACACUAAAAUGCACCUCCCCAUCAGCAGUUAUAUUCCGCUCUGCUGUCAUCAAUGCAGGAUAUCGUAUAUCGGGCACUCAUGUGAAUCCCUUGGGGCUAAAAUCAGAUGCUCCGAUGGAUGUCGUUUGGGACAUAAUGCGGUGCUGGGUCAAAAAUCAUCCUGUUAAAGCUCAACCACCAGAUCAGGCAGGAAGCGUGAUCCUUGCCAAGGAACCCGUUCUCCAAGCUAAUUUUGCUCGAGCUGUUGCAUCUCUUAGCAAGGCACAAGCCAAGAAGGUUGCACGCUUCCUUCCUAAUCCCGAGAGGCACUGGGGUCCAAAGCUUAGGGCGGGGCGUCAGAUCACCAGCAAGCACGUAUCCCUUCUGGGUCCGCAGGCAUUAAAUGUAAUUAGUAACCAUGAAGAAGAUGGCGAGCCCCAAGCUAAGCGUAAGAAGACAGAAGAUCCCACUUCCAAUUCAUGAAAAAUAAAGCAUGCGCCUUUUCAAAAUGCUAAUGUAUGUAGGCCCCAGCUGGCUGAGAGCUUGUUUGACACCGUUAUAACAUGUUUCCUGUUCUGCAUUUCCUUGCAGAGAGAGAAACCAUCUUGAAUUGAGCUCUGCUACCCAGAUGAGUUACAACUAAAAAUGCCAUUGUGAGAUAGAAGAAUAUAUAAACGAUUGUAUGUUAAUUUUCAGUUUUGAAGAUGCAUCGUCAAAUUUUGUUUAUUUAUAAGUGAUUCUGGUGAGUCCAAGACUCCAAAUUGAGUAGUAACAUUUUUGUUUUGUUUUGUUUUAUUUUUUUUCUGUUCAAAUGAAAACAAUUAUGUUACCAUUUUGAAUUCUUAUUUACUUAUUGUUUAUUAAAG
This is a messenger RNA of Ilex paraguariensis (yerba mate), 2430 nucleotides long. The record is from the annotation of a GenBank genome assembly. Lineage: Eukaryota; Viridiplantae; Streptophyta; Magnoliopsida; Aquifoliales; Aquifoliaceae.